This is a messenger RNA of Bufo bufo (common toad), 1408 nucleotides long. RefSeq names its product A disintegrin and metalloproteinase with thrombospondin motifs 10-like. NCBI's taxonomy places the organism in Eukaryota, Metazoa, Chordata, Amphibia, Anura, Bufonidae. Bases 274 to 1149 code for a protein of 291 amino acids. The record is from RefSeq and is a predicted model, not a curated record. The transcript is spliced from 7 exons. Gene Ontology annotation, molecular function: metallopeptidase activity.
AGCACUUCCAAAUUACAGGUCCCAGAAACAUCAGUCUUGCUGUGCUGCAAGCCGGAAACCAUCUUAAACUCACAGGGAAGAAUCAGCAAGUUGAAUUGAACCGUCCUGGUAAAUUUACACAUAAUUAAGGACCAAAUACAGUGAACCACAUAUUGUAAGAAUUGCAUAAGAUGACUCUACAGGCCUUGGAUUAGAAGUUGGAAGGAGAAGACAUAAGGAACAGAGACAUGGUGAAACCGAGAGUUAAAGCAGAGCCAAAGAAGACUGAUCAUCAUGAAAAUUAUCUGGGACCUAAUGGCGUUAGUCGUCUCCAUGACAGUUGCAUUGUCUUCAAAUUUCAGAGGAUCCAAAAAUCACAAACAGAAGUCAGAAGAUUUCCUCUCUCAUCUGAGUGAUUAUGAGAUCGCCUUCCCUGCCCAGGUGGACCAGAGUGGGAAGUUCCUGACCUAUGACCUUCGUCUAGCACCUCCAAGCUUUCACAGGCCUCGGCGAAGUAUUUCUUAUGAAUCUGAUGAUCAGUUGUACUACCGGUUACAAGCUCAGAGUUCUAGCUUCCUGCUCAACCUUACCCUGCAAACAGAUCUACUAGGACAGCACUUCACUGUUGAGUACUGGAAAAGAGGAGGUCUGGAUUGGAAGCAUGAGCUGUAUGAGGACUGUCAUUAUGUUGGCCACAUAGAAGACCAGCAGUUGAGCUCCAAGGUGGCUAUUAGCAACUGCAAUGGACUGCUUGGAGUGAUAGUGUCAGGGGAUGAUGAGUAUCUUAUUGAGCCACUACCUCCAGGUGGAAAUUAUAAUGAGACUAGAGAAGGGAUACCUCAUGUGGUUUACAAGCGAUCUUCUUUGCAACGACGGCACCUUGAUGCAGCCUGUGGUGUAAUAGAUGACAAAACCUGGUGGCAUCGCCAUUGGUGGUUGAGAAACCCAAGGCCUCCCCCAUUGAGACCAGCAUCCAAUCAAACGCAGCAUGGGCCCCUUCCAUGUAAACGAUCAGUUAGCACAGAGAGAUAUGUGGAGACUCUGGUUGUUGCUGACAAAAUGAUGAUUGGCUACCAUGGUAGAAGAGACAUUGAGCAGUAUAUCCUCGCUAUCAUGAACAUUGUCAGGUUGCCAAACUUUUCCAGGACUCAAGUCUGGGAAACAUUGUGAACAUAAUGGUAACAAGGCUAAUCCUACUGACUGAAGAUCAGCCUACCCUGGAAAUCAGUCACCAUGCUGGAAAGUCUCUUGACAGUUUCUGCCGGUGGCAAAAGUCUAUUGUGAGCCGUAAUGGGAAUGCGAUCACCGAGAAUGGAAUUGCUGAUCAUGACACAGCUGUCUUGAUAACCAGGUACACAAGCUAUAAUUGAGGGUCUGUAUGUAAGUCAUUCAUGUUUCCAGUGUCUUUAUGGGAUUUUAUAGGAUAUUA